Molecule: messenger RNA, 1500 nt
Organism: Suncus etruscus (white-toothed pygmy shrew)
Lineage: Eukaryota; Metazoa; Chordata; Mammalia; Eulipotyphla; Soricidae
Product: cytochrome P450 2S1
Exons: 9
Coding region: 1-1500 (499 amino acids)
Biological process (GO): xenobiotic metabolic process
Cellular component (GO): cytoplasm; intracellular membrane-bounded organelle
Molecular function (GO): oxidoreductase activity, acting on paired donors, with incorporation or reduction of molecular oxygen, reduced flavin or flavoprotein as one donor, and incorporation of one atom of oxygen; iron ion binding; heme binding
Source: RefSeq, a predicted model, not a curated record
AUGGAGGUGGCGGGCACCGGGGUGCUGCUGCUGGUGGUGCUCCUGCUGCUAGUGCUCCUCCUGCUGCAGGCGCUGUCGGGGACCCGCACCCCCGGACGCGGACACCUGCCUCCCGGGCCCGCGCCGCUGCCGCUCCUGGGGAAUCUCCUGCAGCUGCGGCCCGGCGCUCUCUACUCGGGUCUCUUGCGGCUGAGCCGGAAGUAUGGCCCUGUAUUUACAGUGUAUCUGGGACCUAGGCGACGUGUGGUGGUCCUGGUGGGCCACCAGGCCGUUCAGGAGGCCCUGGGCGGGCAGGCUGAGGAGUUCAGCGGGAGGGGGAAGCUGGCGACACUGGAUGGGACCUUCCAGGGCCAUGGGGUCUUUUUCUCCAAUGGGGAGCCCUGGAAACAGCUGCGGAAGGUCACCACACUCGCUCUGCGUGAGCUGGGCAUGGGGAAGCAUGAAGGCGAGGAGCUGAUCCGGGCCGAGGUGGCCCUUCUGCUGGAUGAGCUUCGCGCCACACAAGGACAGCCCUUUGAUCCCUCACUGCUGCUGGCCCAGGCCACCUCCAACAUGAUGUGCUCCCUCGUCUUCGGCCGCCGCUUCCCCUACGAGGAUAAGGAGUUCCAGGGUGUGGUCCAGGCCGCAGGGGGAGUCCUGAUGGAGAUUUCCUCCCCAUGGGGACAGGCCUAUGAGAUGUUCUCCGGCCUCCUCCACUGGUUCCCUGGCUGCCUCUCUCAGCUGCUCAACCAUGUAGGCACCGUGGCGGGCUUUGCCAUCCAGGAAGUAAAGCAGCACCAGAAGAACCCUGAAACCUCAGGGCCCCCCCGGGACGUGAUAGAGGCCUUCCUGCUGAAGAUGGCCCAGGGGGAGCAAGGCUCUGAGACGGGAUUCUCUGACAAGGACAUGCUGAUGACUGUCAUCUACCUCCUGUUUGCCGGGACAGUGACUGUCAGCGCCACGGCUCGCUUCACCCUCCUGCUACUGCUGAAGUAUCCGCGGGUGUACGACCGAGUACAGGAGGAGUUGGCCCGGGAACUAGGGGCCGGCCAGCUACCCACCCUGGCGGAUCGAGGACGCCUUCCCUACACAGAUGCCGUUCUACACGAGGCACAGCGGCUGCUGGCUCUGGUACCCAUGGGGAUACCCCGCGCCCUCACCAAGACCACCUGCUUCCGUGGGUACACCCUGCCCCAGGGCACCGAAGUCUUUCCCCUGCUGGGCUCUGUCCUGCAUGACCCCAACGCCUUUGAGCAGCCUGAGAAGUUCCAUCCAGACCGCUUCCUGGAUGCCGAUGGAAGGUUCCAGAAGCAGCAGGCCUUCCUGCCCUUCUCUCUUGGAAAGCGAGUCUGCCUCGGGGAGGGCCUGGCCCGGGCCCAGCUCUUCCUCCUGGUCACUGCUAUACUGCAGACCUUCUCCUUGGAUGGCCCAUGCCCACCCUGCGCACUUCACCUCCAGCCGGCUCUCAGCGGCCUCUUCAACAUCCCCCCGACUUUCCAGCUGCAAGUGCAUCCCCGCUGA